CUCUACGUUGCUCCAUCACAGUAGGGGGCGGUAUUCAACUAUCAGCGCAACCCGACACAAAACCUGAAGAAGAAGAAGAAGAAGAAGAGACAGCAGCGAGCAAAGCAGGAAAAUAAAUCUAUACACGUGCACUGAUAACGAUGGAAGUAAAAGAGGAAGCUCAGGAACUGAAUGAAGUGGAGAAGAGACAACCAGAACGUAAUGAUGUCAUCGCUGAAGAAAAAUCUCACUUUAAUCAACAUGGAAAGAGUUCACCUUCACCAAAAGGACAACAUAGUGAUGACAUGAACAAUAAAGAGAGACGUCACACGUGCCAGGAGUGCGGUAAAAGUUUGAAAUACGCUAAAAACUUUUAUAUGCAUUUGAGAACUCACACAGGAGAGAUGUCGUUCAAAUGCCCACAUUGUACAAAGAGUUUUACACACGUGAGUAACUAUAAGAGACACGUGAAAACCCACACGAAAGAGAAACCAUACACCUGUCUUCAGUGUGGGAAGAGUUUUACACGAAAAGAGUCACUAAAGCUGCAUUUGAGAUCUCACACCGGAGAGAAACCUUACACCUGUCCUCAGUGUGAAAAGAGCUUUGCAGAGAAAGCGCUUCUUAAAAAUCACAUAACAAUUCACACCGGUGACAGACCUUUCAUUUGUCCUCAGUGUGGAAAAGGGUUUUUACGAAAAUUAAUUCUGGAAAAUCACUUGAGAACCCAUACUGGUGAGAAACCUUUCAUCUGUCCUCAAUGUGGAAAGAGUUUUAAAAAUAAAUCGCAUCUGAAGUGUCACAUAACAAUUCACACAGGCGUGAAGCCCUUCACCUGUCCUCAGUGUGAUAAACGUUUUACAGAGAAAGGGCUUCUUAAAAGUCACAUAACAAUGCACACCGGUGACAGACCUUUCACAUGUUCUCAGUGUGGAAAAGGUUUUCUACGAAAAUUAGGUCUGGAAAAUCACUUGAGGACUCAUACUGGAGAGAAACCUUUUACGUGUACUUUAUGCGAAAAGAGUUUCAAAACCGCAUCAUAUUUUAAAAUCCAUCAGCAGACUCAUUGUGAAGAAAACUCAUUCAACUGUGACGAGUGUGGGAAAACAUUCGGCUCAGCAUUUUUCUUAAAACGACACCAGAAAUAUCAUGUCAGUGAAAAGUCUUACACGUGUUCUGUUUGUGAAAAGAGUUUUGCACUGAAUGUAUAUUUGAAAAAACAUCAGAGAAUACAUGCUGAUGAGAAAACUCAUGUGUGCGCUGAGUGUGGGAAAAGUUUUUUGACUACUGAAACCUUGAGAAAGCACCAAAGAAUUCAUACUAGAGACAAACCAAUGAAAUGAUACAUGUAAGAAAUAGAUUUGUUGUAUUUGUGUGUGGGGGGGAUUGGACACAGUGGAGUGUGUUUAGAUAUUUCAGUGAUGCUGUUUUUUGUAGUUUCUAGUAUAGAAAUCCUAAUUCUGAGCACGGUAAUGAGUGUGAUACGGGUUUAUCUGUAUUUACCACAGCUGUGUUAGAAUCAAGAGUCUGAUGAAAUGAAAUCAAUGUCUGUUAAUUACUGAAAUAUUACUUUGAGCUUUUGUCCUUUACAUGGCUUAUACUUCUGUUAUGUGUUUCAUGUAUCACUCUGCUGUCUCUUCUCAUACCAACAUGCAGUUUUUGCCUGCAAAAUUGUUUAAUAAAAAGUUUCAAAUCAGUA
Misgurnus anguillicaudatus (oriental weatherfish) is the source of this 1678-nucleotide messenger RNA. RefSeq lists its product as uncharacterized. Gene Ontology annotation, molecular function: RNA polymerase II cis-regulatory region sequence-specific DNA binding; DNA-binding transcription factor activity, RNA polymerase II-specific. Gene Ontology annotation, biological process: regulation of transcription by RNA polymerase II. Gene Ontology annotation, cellular component: PcG protein complex; chromatin; transcription regulator complex. NCBI's taxonomy places the organism in Eukaryota, Metazoa, Chordata, Actinopteri, Cypriniformes, Cobitidae. The record is from RefSeq and is a predicted model, not a curated record.